GCUUCCUGCUGUCUCAUGCGGUCGGCCACCUGGGAGUGCUGCCCUCGCGCCUCCGGGAAGAGCCUAGAAGAGAAACUAAGGACGUCAUCAGAUUCCGAGCUGCUGCUGGAUAUUCUGCAGAAGACAGUGAAACAUCCUGUGUGUAUAAGGCACCCACCGUCGGUGAAGUACACCCAGAGCUUUCUCUUGGAGCUCAUCAAAAAGCACGAGGUUGUCCACGCAGAGCCUUUGGACGAGCUGUACGAGGCGCUGGCAGAGGUCCUGACCACAGAGGAGCCCACCCAGUGCCACCGAAGCUAUGUGCUGCCUUCGGGAGAUUUAGUCACCCUCUCAGAGAGCACAGCCAUCGUUUCCCACGGCACCACGGGCCUGGUCACGUGGGAUGCAGCCCUCUACCUCGCAGAGUGGGCCAUGGAGAACCCAGCAGCCUUCAGGCACAGGACUGUGCUAGAGCUGGGCAGUGGCGCUGGCCUCACAGGUGUGGUCAUCUGCAAGACAUGCCACCCCCGAGCAUACACCUUCAGUGACUGUCACAGCCGUGUCCUCGAGCAGCUCCGAGGAAACGUGCUUCUCAACAGCCUCCCACUGGAACCGGAGGCCACUGCCGACUCAGAGAGCCCCCUGGUGACGGUGGCCCAGCUGGACUGGGAUGAGGCAACGGUCCCUCAGCUCUCCGCCUUCCAGCCAGACAUUGUCAUCGCAGCAGACGUGCUGUACUGCCCAGAAGUGACCCUCGCACUGGUCGGGGUCCUGCAGAGGCUCUCCGCCUGCCAGAGGGACCGGGUUCCUGACGUCUAUGUGGCCUGCACCAUGCGCAACCCAGAGACCUACCAGCUGUUCACCACCGAGCUAGGCCGGGCCGCGAUCCGCUGGGAGGCAAUGCCUCCUCACAGCCAGAAACUGUUCCCCUAUGAAGAGCACUUGGAGAUGGCAGUCCUGAGACUCCUGCUGUAGCUUCGCCAUUUGAACAUGUGAAGAUGAAGUCACUGCAGUGGGAAGAGCUUUCACGGGGAAAGCUGAUAAAACUUCCUUUGGACUUGAGUGAAGAAUGCCACAUGCCAAGUCAGGAAACAAACUAUCCUGACGGAGUAAGACUGAGCUGUGGGUGCCCCUCCAGUCCUCAGCUCUGGUUUGUGAGGAAAUCGCCAUCUGCCCGAAACCAGGCUUUGACUCAAAAGCAAGAACUGCCUUCAUAAAAAAUAAAAACAUCUUUAACAAA
Messenger RNA from Ictidomys tridecemlineatus (thirteen-lined ground squirrel), 1219 nucleotides. NCBI's taxonomy places the organism in Eukaryota, Metazoa, Chordata, Mammalia, Rodentia, Sciuridae. The record is from RefSeq and is a predicted model, not a curated record.